AUGGCGACAACUGUGCCCGAGGUGAUCGUGGUGGGCCCCACGCGCUACCGCCACUUCGCCAGAGGGUCGCGGGACCUGUACGCACCUGAAGCGAUGCUGCCGCAGCCGUCACUGCGCCACGUGUGGAGCUACGCUGUAUCGCGCGAGCACAACAACGCGGUGUACUUCCACAACGAGGACAGUGGGCGCUCGCUGUGGGUGCUGCCACGUCUCACGCUCGACGGUAGCGAGAUCGAUGACGGGGAAGAUGUGAAAAUGGAGGCUGUCGGCUCAGUGGCUUCCGCUGCGUCGCUGCGCAGGCGCGACACGUCCAAGUCGAUGAGUGACGCGCAGCCGAAAGAGAAGGGGAGUGAGGCCCGCCGCGCCAUCGUGCGGCGGAGUAUCGAGGAUGCGGUGAAACAGGCUCUGGAGAAAAAGGAGGUGGAGACGGCAGCAACACUGACAAGAGAAGAAGUAGCGAAUUCUGUGUCGCCCAUGCAGAACAGCAAGAAUGAGGGAGACCUACCUGUUCGCGACAGACUUGCAAUGUGGCGCGCGAAGCGAGCGCAUCAACAACAGUCCAGUGGAGAAUAUCAACUCUCAUCCCCCGCCUUGACGCAGAACUCGUCCUCUUUGUAUAGUGUACCUUUGGGUCAUGCGGGUCAGGAGCGUCCGCCGCUGUACGGCCAGGAUGCAUCAACGGUAGGGCCUAGUGGCGCUGGGAGAGCGGGCUCCGGCAUUUUAGACAGCCAAGAAAGGAUGCGUACAGUUGCUGGACAGAACCUGGCUCCAGAUGGAGCACAGGAACUAAUGCGUCCGAAGCAGCAGCAGGAUAGCGCCCCGCUCGAACGCGAUGUGUAUGACGAGAAGAGGCGUUUGUUUCUUGCCGUGAAUGAUGAGUUGCAGCGGGAGAAGGAGGCGGCACUGCGAAAGGAGCGCCUCGCACUAGAGCAAGCGAGCCGCCUUAAGGAAGUGCAACAGCGCGAGGAAGAAGAGCGAACGAGGUUGGCGACGGAAAGGCGAAAGCUCGAACAACGGCGGUUGGAGCUGCAAAAGCAGGCGCUUGAGCGGCAGCAGGCGCUUCUGGCGAAGACGGAAGAGGAGACGGCCUGUCGCGAGGCGGCCGCGCAGCUGAACAGCUUCCUCGAGAAUAAGAAGCAGCUCGAAGAGAAGGCGGAAGCAGAGGGCCGGCGCGCUGCAUCAUUUGAGAAGGCGAUUACGCAGUCACUAAUGAGGGCAACAGAGGAGAGGCGCAGUGCGUCUGUGAAGGAGCGGCGUAUUGAUCUUCGCAUCCUCGAGGAUAGCGAAGAGGACGACGGCAUGGAGGAGCGGCGAGAGGUCGCGGCGGCAAGUCAUCCUCACACCCAACGAUCACAGCAGCAGAAUCAGAAGCAGCAGGAGCAGCAGCGUGGUCGUAUUGUGUACAGCCCGUCGCUCACGUACGUUGGGGAUGUGACGAGCGGGGGCCACAAUCCGCCGCGGUUUCUGCAGCGACAAGGGCAUGGAAAAUAUUUCUACGACGCCGCGCAGAAGACAUUCUUCGACGGCGAGUGGGCGGACGACAAGAGGAACGGGGUGGGCGCGCUUUCACUACCUCACCUCGCUGUGGAGGGAACGUGGCGCAACGAUGAACUUGACGGCUGUGCGACCUUUCAAACAAAGCGGCUGAAGGGCACAGGUGAGUUUGUAGAGGGUAUGCUGAAUGGCAAUGCGGUGAUCGAACUCGAUUGCAACAGCGUGUUCGCCGGUAGGCUCAAGGAGAACGGGGCUGUCGUGGACUCCGGUGCCAUGACGCUGCCGUCUGGCGACCACGUGGAGUGGAUCUCCGACGGGUUGGCGGAGGGAGGCAAGCGGCGCGCGUCCCAUCACCAUGAGAAAAACGGCAACGUCCAGAAGCGUAACUAUGGCAGCGGCUCAGGAAGGUGCCGCAUUCAGUUUUCGAACGGCGACGUGUACGUUGGGGAGGUAGAGAACUACCGGCCACAUGGCACUGGGUCGUACCGCUUCGCUGCUACUGGGCACGAGUAUGUUGGCGAGUUCCAGUGUGGCGUCUUGCAAGGGCACGGCACUUACCGCUUUGCCAAUGGCAAUGUCUACAUUGGGCAGCUGUACAAGGGCCUCUUUCACGGCGAGGGGAAGUACGUACAGCAAGAUGUCUACACAUACGAGGGGCCGUGGGACUACGGCACGGCCCACGGAAACGGGAAAAUGACAUUCACGAAUGGCGAUGUGUGGGAGGGGGAGUUUGACCACGACAGGCGUAUGGCGGGACGCUACACAUCGUCGCGGUUAUUUCAGUUGUAA
Trypanosoma grayi is the source of this 2283-nucleotide messenger RNA. RefSeq lists its product as hypothetical. Bases 1 to 2283 code for a protein of 760 amino acids. The transcript has a single exon. Gene Ontology annotation, molecular function: protein binding. NCBI's taxonomy places the organism in Eukaryota, Euglenozoa, Kinetoplastea, Trypanosomatida, Trypanosomatidae. The record is from RefSeq and is a predicted model, not a curated record.